AUGCCAGCAACAUCAAUCGACUAUGAAGCAAUCCCCGGCGAUUCACAUCUCGUCAAUUUUGGCGAGAAGAAUGGCGAACAAGGAAAAGUUGUGCUAAACCCAACACCUUCAGAUGAUCCAGACGACCCGCUUAAUUGGUCGCCACGCCGCAAAUGGACUGCAGUGGCCUGUGUAUUAGUAUACACCCUUUGCGCCUGCAUUCCCACGGCGGCCAUUUACUCCGUGCUUCCCAACAUCGAAGAAAAGACUAAUAUCACACUUAGUGACUUGAACAGUGGCACUGGCUAUAUGUUCUUAUUUCUAGGUAUAGGUUGUCUAUUCUUCCAGCCAAUGGCGCUGCAAUUCGGGAAGAGACCAGUCUACCUUUUUUCCAUGCUUGCGACGGCCAUGAUCUGUGUUUGGCCCCCUUACACCAAGUCUAAUGGUGAAUGGAUUGCGUCAAAGAUUUUGCAGGGCUUUGUCGGAUCCUCUAUGGAAUCGCUGCCUGAAAUCUCGAUGAGCGAUCUUUUUUUCGAGCAUGAGAGGUCAUUUGCUUUGUCUCUAUAUGGAUUGACGCUGUUAGGCGCUUCUUUCCUUGCUCCUUUCGUUGCUGGCUUUAUUUCUGAGGGCCAAGGUUGGGAGUGGGUUAUGUGGUGGUGUGCUAUUCUUGGCGCUGUUGCAUUCGUAUUCCUGUUCUUCUUCAUGGAAGAAACCAAUUACAACCGUAAACUGAGGGUCGAUGAGGCCACUGGAAAACUUCUCUCCUUGCACUCUAGAAAACAGCAAUUGAGAAGCGUUGUUAGCAACAUUGACGAGAUUAUAGGGCGUCCCGCUACAUCAAAAGAGAAUCAUGAGAAAGACCAAGCCAAAAUUAAUGACCUGGAAGAAUCGUCCAAGAAUGACGAGUACGCUGAAAAUAUUUACAUCGCUAACCAGGUUAGCAAUGUGGAAGUGGUAAAUACCAGCGCUUACAUCAACGCACAUUACACGAAGAAAACAUAUUGGCAGAAGCUUUCCUUGCUCGGUGGGAGACGCAAAAAGUUCCUUCUGCAGCAUUACGCUCUUGCACCAUUCUUGAUGGCCCGUUUUCCUGUGGUUCUGUGGGCCGGGUUUCUCUACGGCAGCUCUCUUGUGUGGUUUAAUGUUUUGAAUGGCACAGCUGCAUUGAUUUUGAGCGGCAAGCCUUACAAUUUUCCCUCUCGAUCAAUAGGUACCGCGUAUCUCUCGCCUACAGUAUUCAGCUUCAUUCUCUUUUUUCUUUCGGGACUUUCUUCAGACUGGCUGAAGGUCCGUGUUGCGCGUUGGAGAGGUACGGGUUUGAGUAAACCCGAAGACAGAUUAUGGAUGCUAUUGAUCUACUGUGUUUUGGGCUGUUUUGCCUCAAUUUUGUGGGGUGUUGGCGCGUAUUAUGAAAUACAUUGGUUCGGCCUCGUUUUUGGAAUGGGUCUUCUAGGAGGCUGCGGGAUCUUUGCCAUAGCUGCUUCAGCGACAUAUGUGGUAGACACAUACAAAGAGCUCGAUACAGAAGCCAUGGUGGUUGUCAUUCUAAUACGUAAUUGCAUGUCUUUUGGUGUGAGCUAUGGAAUAACAGACUGGGUCACAAACCUAGGGUACAAAGACUGCUUCAUCAGUGUUGCAUUUUUGUGCUUCGCAGCAAACCUCACAUUUCUCGUAAUGAUCUGGGCUGGGCCACGGUUGCGGGAUAAUCAAAAGCACAUGUAUUGGUCCAUGGUGGACAGGUACCGGAAGCUGGGAAUGCAUUAA
Molecule: messenger RNA, 1743 nt
Organism: Lachancea meyersii CBS 8951
Lineage: Eukaryota; Fungi; Ascomycota; Saccharomycetes; Saccharomycetales; Saccharomycetaceae
Source: the annotation of a GenBank genome assembly